CCCUGAAGGCGGCGCCUCUGAGUCCGCCUCUGCGCUCCUGCAGGGAGGCUCGGAGCGGCCGCUGACUGGCUGCGUGGGGAGCCGGUGUGGGCGAAGCGGAGGACUCUCCUAUAAAACCCGGGAUCCCACGGACAGACGCGCUCGUCUCUCCCAGACAAGAGUCGUGUUUCCCUGCCUAACAGCUGCUUCGUCCCCCCCGCCCUCGCCACCACAGUUCGGAAAGGAACCGAGAAUCCCUCCACAGCUUCCACAGAAAAGAGAGCUCCGUAUAUGGUUGUGACUGACGCUCCAGCAAGGAUGUCCCGGACCGACGAGGUGCACCGCAUUACGGAGAAUGUCUACAAGAACAUCAUGGAGCAGUUCAACCCGUGCCUACGCAACUUCAUAGCCAUGGCGAAGAGCUACGAGAAGGCGCUCACCAGUGUCACAUUUGCUGCAAAGGGCUACUUCGACGCUCUGGUGCGGAUGGGCGAGAUGGCCAGCGAAAGUCAAGGCUCUAAGGAUCUUGAAGAGGCAGCAUGGGAUGUGCUCUUUCAGAUGGCUGAAGUGCACAGACAGAUCCAGAUCCAGCUUGAGGAGAUGCUGAAGUCUUUCCACAACGAGCUCCUCACAGAGCUGGAGAAGAAGGUGGAGCUGGACGCGCGCUACCUGAACGCGGCGCUGAAGAAGUACCAGAUGGAGCACAAGAGCAAAGGGGAGAGUCUGGAGAAAUGCCAGGCGGAGCUGAAGAAGCUGCGCAGGAAGAGCCAAGGCAGCAAGCACCCCUCCAAGUAUGGAGAUAAGGAGAUGCAGUUUGUGGAGGCCAUCAGCAACAAGCAGAGCGAGCUGGACAACUACAUCGCCGAGGGCUACAAGAACGCUCUGUCUGAGGAGCGGAGGAGGUACUGCUUCCUGGUGGACCGUCAGUGCGCCGUGGCCAAGAACAGCAGUGCCUACCACAACAAGGGUAAGGAGCUUUUGUCCCAGAAGAUCCCGGUGUGGCAGCAGGUGUGCGCCGAACCGACCAAGCUGCCGGAUCGGGCCAUGUUCCUGGCGCAGCAGAUGAGCGGCGCAGCGGGCGGCGUGCCUCCCGGCGCCCUCCACCCCUGCAUCUCCGAGCCCAUCUCUGGCGCCAAACCUCUGCCCAUGCCUCCAGAGCUGGCAGCCCUACGGGCCGGCGCCGCCAUGGGCCAGCAGCGGCUGAUGGACGGAGCGAUGCCGGUGAUGAACGGAGCAGCGGGUGGAGAGGACUACCAGCAAUGGAUGGAGAGCAAGGUGGCGCAGGGCAAAGCCUCCCCGCAGCCUCAGCGGCAUGGAGCGGAGGUCUACUCCAACACCCUGCCUGUGCGCAAGGCCGCCCCCACAAAGAGCAAGACCCCCCAACUGGAGACUCGCACGCUGCCCCGCUCCAGCUCCAUGGCUGCAGGUCUAGAAAGGAACGGCAGAACUCGAGUCCAGGCCGUUUUCUCCCACGCCGCCGGAGACAACAGCACGUUGCUGAGCUUCGCCGAGGGCGACGUCAUUACCCUGCUGGUGCCUGAGGCGCGAGACGGCUGGCACUAUGGCGAGAACGAGAAGACGAGGAUGCGGGGCUGGUUUCCCUUCUCCUACACCCGGCUGGUCUCCGAGAGCAACGGCGACACCAUGAGGCAGCUUCGAGUUCACAACCUCCACCAUGGGAAAAGCAGCAGCACAGGGAACCUUCUGGAGAGAGAGGACAUGCCUCUGCCCGGUCCCGAUUACGGCACUCACACUCGAAUGUCUGCACAAAGCACAGCCACGCUGCACAGGCAACAGCGUCCCUACAGCGUCGCGGUGCCAGGCUUCCCGCAGCAGGGAGUUGAAGAGUACGAGCCCCGCUUCCCCACCAGCCGCCACGCUGCUUUUCUUGCUUUAUUUCCUGGCUCCACUCACCCCGAACGUCCUGCUGCAGCUCUUUGCCUCGGUAAAACGUUCAGGCUCAGUUCCUCAGAGGUCAAAUUGAUUUCCACAGUGUGAGACGAUGCGAUAGGACAGGCUCCUUCCUCUUUCCCUCCCCCCUCUUUUCCUGCCUCCUGCUUGCGGCAAUAAAUUCCUCUCGAGCCGAUCAAUCCGAGGAAGAGACGCGGGUGUGUCCGUCACCCUCCUUUCACCUCUUCCUCCGUCACCAUCCCCGAGUCGUCUGUCUGACCUCACGACCAAACCAGAACUGACUUUGUGCCAUAAAUAUUUCCAAUCCACGUGACGGACGUUCUCUCUGAGGAAAAUGGGCCUUUUUUUCCUCGCUUUUCAUGCAUGUACAUGUACUUUUGUAUAACUGAGGGGAUGAAACCUCCCCGCCCCUAUUUCCACUAAUGUCAGUGCUCUCCAUCAGAAUGACGGCGUGAAGGAAAUGUAAAAGAAAGCGGUUGAUCCCAAAGAGGAUUUUCAUAUUGUAAAAACAUAAUAGUUUUUAAUUUUACUGGAUUUUUCAGUAUUGAAUUAUUUCUGCCUUUUCAUGCUGUGAAGUUUUGUAUUCCUCUGACACCAGAGGUCCUGUAAAUGUUUUAACCAAGAAAACUGAAUGUUUACUGUACAUACAAAAAAAGUGCUUGUCACGCAGUAUCUUAUUAUCUGUUCAUGGAAGAAGAAGAAGAAAAAAAAACGCACUUUAUGAAACUAAUAAUCUCUGUUUGUGACUUUGUGUAUGAAAACAACCUGGAACCGUCUCGGUAUCAGUCUUUGAACUUGGACACUGUGCUCCAACACACUCAAACACAGGUGCUUCUGUCCAUGUCCUGCUGAGCCGUUUCACUGCUUCAUCAUCAAGCAAUCUGAACAAUAAGCAGCGCCGAUGUCCUUCUUUUUUUUUUUGCGUUUUCUGUGGUUCAAAUAAAAAACAAAAAAACAUAUUACAGAUGAUUGGACCGUGAUCUCACAUCUACACAUACUGGAGGCGGAAGUUUGGAAGUGGGUGAUAAUUCCCAUUCAAGGCGAUGUGUAAUCUAGAUUAAAUGAACACAAACUCAUGCUAACACUUUAAAUGACUCUCUUUGUAUCACCUUCUGAUGAGGUGAUUUAGUUCCCGUCAUUCCCGCUUCAUUAACCAACAAACAUGACUUUUAAAUCGCAACCUGCUGUCGUCAUUCCAGCACAUUUAAAGCUCUGCAUGUCAUUGGCCACCGGUUGGGAAACUGCUUGGGCGUCAAACUCGAUUCAAGAGCAUUGACGUUCUCAAAGAGCCCGUUGUGCCAGAAUGUAUUAAUAAAACUCAUUUACAAACUGUUAAAAUAUUAAUAAAUAGCUGUGACUGCAUACCUCCUAAUAUUAAACAUCGUUUUAUUGAUCAGUACCUCCAGGAUUUUAUGACUUUUCUUUUUUUUUGGUCAAUCUACAUCUGUUUUGUGGAGCUAACUUAGAAAUGAUUGCAAGAUUUUUUGCAAUAUUUAACAUGGUAAAUGUGAUGUGUCUCCACAUCUAUAACUGAUUUACCAAGUGUAGUAAAAACACAGAAUACUGCCUCCUACAGGUGGGAAUUGGCAUCACAUUAAGCCAAUGAUUUCUACCAUUUUUUUUUUCUUUUUUCAGAAAAUUUGUAAUAAACUCGCAAUUAUGGAUUUGCGUCCAAAGGAAAAAUGCUGGGAUCCGUUGACUUUGUGUGAAUUUCCACAAUCACAAAAAUCUGGAAGGACUGAUUGAUGUAAUUUGGCAGCAUACAGAUAAAAACGGCUUUGAUUGAUUGAUCAAAUAACGGUUACGACGGUUAUCUUCAAGGUUCCGUUCAUGCAUCACUCUGGACUUUGGAGGAUCACAUAAAACACAGUGACUCAGACAUGUUGUAGAAAAUCAUCCCAUCUCUAGACUCAGAUCUACUGUCCGAUUCAUAUCUGAUAAUCCAUAUUAUACAGGUUUAAAAUCAAUUUUAAAAUCCUCCCAUUGAUUCUUUGUGGAUGCUUUUUAUUGUAGAGAAACAGUUUUAAUGUAUUUUGUUUGGAUUUUAUAUGAUUAACCAACACAAAAUAGUACAUCACUAAAUGGGUGAAGUGGCAGAAAACUGUGACAAGAAUUAAAUUUAGAAAUGUUAUUUUUUAUUUAUUUUUUUUUCCCACAAUAAUUCUUUACUUUGUCUUGGUCAGUCACUUACAAUCUCAAUUAAAUAAAUUAAAACGUGCGUAUAAUGCGACACAAUGUGAAACAUUCAAGAUAUACGAAUACUUUUGUAAUGUCACAAUUGAUGAGCAGAAAUUAUUUAUGCGACUUUUAAUCUACAGAAAACAUCAGACGACGACUCUAGACAUGCAGAGAUCUUACAGCUUAUAAUGAGCCAUAUUUAGAAAAACCCAAAUUAGAAAGAAAUUUACAAAACUAAACAUGUUUUUGUUUGUUCAUAUUUAUACAUGGUGCCUAUUCUGUGGAUUAUAUAACUUAAUGGAAACUUUAAAACGUAACAUUGUUGAAGAAAUAUGCAGGUGACAUUUUGGAUUCUAAUGGAUCCACAGAAAACUGAGAAGUCAAAUCAGCGACUGAAAACCGAGUCACAGCUGCCCGGAAAGCCGUUUGAUUUCCUGUGUUUAUCCUUCGUGUUCUGCUUCUGAACCUGACUAAAACCUCAGCGAGUCAAAAAGCGUCACAUUUUAAGACGACUGUCGUCUGUUCUGACCGGUUUUGUUUUUCUGUGUCGGCCCAGUUAGUCCCCCGUCUCACUGGCUGUAUCUUCUGGUGUUUGUUUCUAGUCCAUCAGGAAACUGCCGACUUCUGAAAUUCAUGAAGGUUUUAACAUCUGUAGAGAGACGAAGACGGCGAAAUUAAAAGAUUAUUGCUCUGAAACAAAACGCUUGAGAUGAUUAAAUAUUUUUCAAGCAAGUGAAACAUUCAUUUGGAUCUGCAUCAGAUCUUGGUUUAGAUUUUUUUUUUAUUCUAUUUUUUUUUUUGCACAGUGCAGUAGAAACUUUGUCCCAAAUGUCCUCCCUCAACUUUGCCAACCUGCUUUCUGCCGUUUCUUGAUUCUUCUGAUGCGUUUAGACAAAGUCUAGAGUAAACGACAGGAAGCUGCCAGUUCUUCUUCUUUCUCCACUAAAAUAAUCUAAGCUACGACUGCAGAUUGCACAGCACUCACAUGUGUGCACCGACUGAGGGGCAAAAGAGUGAAAACAUUUUGUACAGAGGAUUUCUGAAAUAUGCAUGUUUUGAGGCAGCAAGAAGUAAAAAGAUUGAUGACCUCAAAUGUUUGAAUUUCUACUAUACAAAAAUUAUCAAAUAAAUGUCUUCAUAUGGACAUUC
Poecilia reticulata (guppy) is the source of this 5217-nucleotide messenger RNA. Lineage: Eukaryota; Metazoa; Chordata; Actinopteri; Cyprinodontiformes; Poeciliidae. The record is from RefSeq and is a predicted model, not a curated record.